CAACUUUUGCUGAAGAAGAUUAUAUCAUUCAAGCUCUUAUUGUGCGGAAAAAAGAAUCAACAAAUUAAGUGAACAACAUUAAAUCAUAAAUUAUAUUAACAUUUUUAAAAAAUGGCACAAUAUCAACUUUUUGAAAGAUAUCCAAUUCAACAAUUGGAAGAUAGUUCAUCUGACGAAGACGAAGUUCCAUACAAUUAUGCAAAUCAAGGUACAAAAAAAAUCACAGACGUUCAGCAAUUAAAGAAAUGCGACUUAUUGCUAUCAAGUGACGAUGAUUCAAGUAGUUCUUCAAGCUCUGACAGCUCAGAUAGUUCGGAUGAUUCUUCAUCGAGCGAUGAAUCAGAAAAUGAGCAGAUCAAGUUUUUCCCAUCACCUACUUCUGAAGAUGAACAAAAGUCUGUUGCUAAACCACCAAAAAGAUCAUUUUCAAGACUUGAUAAUAAUCCAGAAGAUUUAAUUGUAAAUAAGCGACCAAAAUUUAAUCAAUUGCCUCAAGUAAACCAGAUUAAUCCAGUCACAAACACUCUUGAUACUAAUAUCAAGGCACCUCAGCCUGUAAAUUUUGACAGCUACUCAGGUAAAUCGCUCAAGAUGAUGGAAAAGAUGGGCUUCAUUAAAAAUAGUGGUCUUGGAAAAUCGGGACAAGGAAGAAUUGAGCUUAUCGAUGCUGCUCAACAAAAAGGCCGUCGAGGUCUUGGCUUGAAACUUGAUGGACUAGAUCAGGUAGCAAUUAAAUGGGAUCCAUCAUCCGAGCAACUUUCCAUACCUGAAAAUGUUGAUUGGAUUGAAAAUAAUGAUCCAGCAGAAAGCUUGUUGGAAUUUUCAAUGGAUACCCUCGAGUCCUGGGUCAAAAGAGGUUCAAAGAAGUCAACAAUCGAUAAUGAAACAAAAUUCUGCGAUGAAGACGUUCUUAAAGGUGUUCUGGAAUCAAAAUCAGUGUUUGAUAAAUUAGGUGCUGAUGACAUGUUCCGUGCUAGAUCAAAAUCAAAUCCAUUUGAGACUAUCCGUAAAAACAUAUUCCUUAAUCGUGCAGCAGUUAAAAUGGCAAACAUAGAUUCAAUGUUCGACUUCAUGUUCACUAAUCCUGUUGAGGAAAAUGGCAAUCCAUUAGUUGGAAAAGAUGACUUGCUGUACUUUGCUGAUGUCUGUGCUGGUCCUGGUGGGUUUAGUGAAUAUGUCCUCAAUCGUAAGAAGUGGGAAGCUAAAGGAUUUGGAUUUACCUUAAAAGCUGAGAAUGAUUUCAAACUUCAUGACUUUUUUGCUGGACCUCCAGAGACAUUUACUCCAUUCUAUGGAAUUAAUGGAGAUGGAAAUGUCUACGAUCCAGAAAAUCUAAAAUCUUUUGAGGAUCUCAUCAUGGACCAAACAGACUCUGGAGUGCAUUUUAUGAUGGCUGACGGUGGCUUCUCUGUUGAAGGACAAGAGAAUAUACAAGAAAUUCUUUCUAAGCAGCUUUAUCUUGCACAGUGCCUUUGUGCAUUGUCAAUUGUAAGGACCAAUGGACAUUUCGUGGUCAAGUUGUUCGACCUCUUCACACCAUUUAGUGUAUCCCUGAUUUACUUAAUGUAUAAAUGCUUUACAAAAAUCAGCAUUUGCAAGCCCAACACGAGUCGACCUGCUAAUUCUGAAAGAUACUUGGUGUGCAAGUGGAAGAAGCCAUUUACGGGUACAAUCCAGCAUCAUUUAUUUGAAAUUAAUAAGGAACUUGGAAAGCAGGAAAAUACAGUUGAUAUGGAUGUGCUUGAAUUGGUGCCAUUUGACGUUAUUAAGAGUGACAAGGAAUUCUAUGACUACAUUUACAACAGCAACAACAUCAUUGGAAAGAAUCAAAUUGUUGGUCUCAAUAAAAUCGCAGCUUAUUGUCAUGAUUCAACUUUGGUCGAGACACGUCAAGCAGACAUCAGAAAACAAUGUUUAAAACUUUGGAAUCUUCCUGAUGACACCCGUAGAAAGCCAAUUAUGAAAAGCUGUGACAUAAUUUGUGCUGAAUUAUUGGAAUCAAAAUGGAUGAAAGAGAAUUUCAUGACAGCACCAGAAAGGGAACUGAAAUCAGAAAAUCAUCUUAAAGGAUACAUUCAUUCUGUUCUUGAUUGGUAUUUUGUUGGCGUUGACGACAUAGUAAAGUCAAGCAAAGGUCGAACAUUCUUUAUGUCUCGUGGACGAUUUGAUGUUCAUUCUUACAACAUGUCAGCUAAUAGAUGGGAACCACUGAAGGACCAGCAUAUUGGAAAAGUUGAGUUGCCAGCAAAUACACUCAUUUAUGGAGAAAUUGUUAAGGAACUUAUUGGAGAAAGUCGUUCACAAAUUACAACCUCAGCACUGCACAUUAUUGAUGGAAUCAUCUUAGGUGGAAAAGACAUUCGUCAGUUGUCUCUAGUUGAACGGAAUCAAAUGUGCCAAAAAUUUGUAAAAGCCUUGUACAAGCCACAGCAAUGUCGUGACAACAACACGAUUCCAAUUCGUUGUAAGAAACUCUUCAAAUUGACUGAUUUUGAAGGAUUUUUUGAUCAUUUAGUGCCUCGACGUCUCAAAGAUCGUAGUGAAAAAAUGGGCUAUGACGUCAGUCACGAUCGCUUCCAUAUUCCACGUGGUCUCCUUUUGCUUAAUGAAGUUCGCAGUGACAAAAUGAGAUGCUUUUCGGCUACUCAAAGGAAAUUUUAUUAUUUUGACAAGAAUACAAAGAAGACUGACUUUCCAGAAAACUUACAAGCUGCUGAGAAGUAUGCAUCAUUUAAGAAUACAUUUACGAACCGAAUGAUUUGGAAGUUUGAGGUUCGUGAGCAGAUUUUGGAACAUGUUGAGGCACCAAAGAAGCAAAAUUCAUUUUUGUAUAGAGAAGAUUUUAACCAUUUUGUUGCCUGUAGAACUCCAAUUAGCUAUUAAAGUUUUGUAAAUAAAUAUUUUGUGAAUCAAAAGAUUUUUGACUCAAAUAAAUUGCUCUUUA
Chironomus riparius is the source of this 2944-nucleotide messenger RNA. Lineage: Eukaryota; Metazoa; Arthropoda; Insecta; Diptera; Chironomidae. The record is from the annotation of a GenBank genome assembly.